AUGACUACCAACACUGUUCUCAUGUUCUUCAUUCUCUCUCUCACAAGCAGCAGGGCAGAGAAUGCAGAGGAGCGGCUGGUGAACUACCUGUUGGGUCCUGAGCGCUACAACAAACUGAUCAGACCGGCUGUCAAUAAGACCCAACAGGUCACCAUCUCCAUCCAGGUGUCUCUGUCUCAGCUCAUCAGCGUGAAUGAGAGAGAGCAGAUAAUGACGACCAACCUGUGGCUGUUUCAGGAGUGGAACGACUACAGGCUGAGGUGGGACCCAGACAAAUAUGGAGGCAUCAAAAAACUACGAAUACCAUCCAAGCACAUCUGGCUCCCUGACAUAGUGCUGUACAACAAUGCUGACGGUGUGUACGAGGUUUCCUUCUAUUGCAACGCCGUGGUAUCCAACACGGGGGACAUCUUCUGGCUUCCCCCUGCCAUCUACAAGUCGGCCUGCGCCAUCGAGGUGCAGAACUUCCCCUUCGACCAGCAGAACUGCACCCUCAAAUUCCGCUCCUGGACCUACGACCACACAGAGGUGGACCUCAUCCUCACCAGUGACUUCGCCAGCCGAGACGACUUCACGCCGAGCGGGGAGUGGGACAUUGUCUCGCUGCCGGCGCGUAAAAACGAGGACCCCAACGACAUCACCUACCUGGACAUCACCUAUGACUUCGUCAUCAAGAGGAAGCCUCUGUUUUACACCAUCAACCUGAUCAUCCCCUGCGUGCUGAUCACGUCUCUGGCCAUCCUGGUGUUCUACCUGCCAUCGGACUGCGGGGAGAAGAUGACGCUGUGCAUCUCUGUGCUGCUGGCGCUCACUGUGUUCCUGCUGCUGAUAUCAAAGAUAGUGCCGCCCACCUCUCUAGCGGUGCCACUCAUAGGUAAAUACUUGAUGUUCACCAUGGUGCUGGUGACAUUCUCCAUCGUCACCACGGUCUGCGUCCUCAACGUGCACCAUCGAUCCCCGUCCACCCACUACAUGCCCGACUGGGUCAAACGCCUCUUCCUGGUCCGCCUGCCCACCUUCCUCCUUAUGAGGCGUCCGGGUUCUUCCAACGUUCGCGACAAACUGCGCCGAAAGUACGCCAGCCAGAGCACCUUCUGUAAAAACAAUUCCCAGGGCAGCACAGACAAGAGGAACUACUCCAACAUCAGGCUCGGUGGGAUCCGAACGGAUGCCGACUCCUUUUACGUGAACGAGGACUUGGCGCACAAGUUUUGCUGGAAAAUGGGCGACAUCCCAGAUGCGGGUGGUGGGUUCUCGGACUUCCGGAGGCCUUUAGCCGUUCAGGGGGAUGCGGAUCUGGAGGAGGCGGUGGAGGGGGUGAAAUACAUCGCUGAACACAUGAAGACGGAAGACGACGAUGAAGGGAUCAUAGAAGACUGGAAGUACGUAGCCAUGGUGAUAGACCGUCUGUUCCUGUGGAUCUUCAUCUUGGUGUGUGUGGUGGGAACUCUGGGACUCUUCAUGCAGCCACUGUUCCAAAGCUACAACACACCCACUGCUGAUGACACAGAGUAUGGCGAUUUCUAGGAUUUCUGUGACACAAGAAAGGAAACAGUCAAACAAGCGUCUCUUACAUUGUUUCUGGUGUUUGAAUCUGAUACAUAACCAGCAUAAUCAAUACAGCCGGCUGCAGUUCUGUUGACAACGGUGGACUUCAAAUGAAGACAGAAUCAUAACAGUUUCCUCGUGCAUGGCUUCUGUUUGUUUUUUGCCAGGCCUGGUCUCCACCCUAAUCAAUGGCAAGACAAUCUUGAUGUACUUUUAAAUGCUCUAAAUUUGAGUAACUUUCUAUCAAGAUGAUGAAGACAGUGUCUGUGUGCAGUUCUGGAAACAAUAUACAUUUUCAAAAUUACAAAACUGAUGAAAACUA
Stegastes partitus (bicolor damselfish) is the source of this 1870-nucleotide messenger RNA. RefSeq names its product neuronal acetylcholine receptor subunit beta-2-like. Gene Ontology annotation, cellular component: postsynaptic membrane. The coding region runs from base 1 to 1527 and encodes 508 amino acids. Lineage: Eukaryota; Metazoa; Chordata; Actinopteri; Pomacentridae. The record is from RefSeq and is a predicted model, not a curated record. Gene Ontology annotation, molecular function: transmembrane signaling receptor activity; acetylcholine-gated monoatomic cation-selective channel activity. The transcript has 8 exons. Gene Ontology annotation, biological process: monoatomic ion transmembrane transport.